Molecule: messenger RNA, 1302 nt
Organism: Kazachstania africana CBS 2517
Lineage: Eukaryota; Fungi; Ascomycota; Saccharomycetes; Saccharomycetales; Saccharomycetaceae
Gene: ZUO1
Product: zuotin
Exons: 1
Coding region: 1-1302 (433 amino acids)
Biological process (GO): 'de novo' cotranslational protein folding; regulation of translational fidelity
Cellular component (GO): cytosol
Molecular function (GO): ribosome binding; Hsp70 protein binding
Source: RefSeq, a predicted model, not a curated record
AUGUUUACUUUACCAGCAUUAACCUCUGACGUUGGUGUCAAUGUCAACACCUCUGCCAAAUUAACUGGCACCUCUCGUCGCCCAUUAGAACCAGUUGGUAAAUUUUUCUUACAACAUGCUACCAGAACUUUAAGAAACCAUACCUGGUCUGAAUUCGAAAAGAUUCAAGCUGAAGAAAACGUCAAGAACGUUGAAGAAUCUAACGUUGACCCAGACGAAUUACUAUUCGAUAUUGAAUUAGCCGAUGAAACUUUGUUACAUCACGAUGCUAGAGACUGGAAGACUGCUGAUUUAUACGCCGCUAUGGGUCUUUCUAAAUUACGUUACAACGCCACUGAAAACCAAAUUAUCAAGGCUCACAGAAAACAAGUUGUCAAGUACCAUCCAGACAAGCAAUCUGCUGCUGGUGUCGGUUUAGAACAAGAUGCUUUCUUCAAGAUUAUCCAAAAGGCUUUUGAAACUUUAACUGAUAAGACGAAGAGAAUGCAAUACGAUUCCUGUGAUUUCGUCGCUGAUGUUGAACCACCAAAGAAGGGUUCUGAAUACGAUUUCUUCGAAGCCUGGGGCCCAGUUUUCGAAUCCGAAGCUAGAUUCUCUAAGAAAACUCCAGCUCCACAAUUAGGUGACAUGGAAACCGAAAAGAAGGACGUUGAAAGUUUCUAUUCCUUCUGGCACAGAUUCGACUCCUGGAGAACCUUUGAAUUCCUAGAUGAAGAUGUCCCAGAUGAUUCCUCUAACAGAGACCACAAACGUUACAUUGAAAGAAAAAACAAGGCUGCCAGAGAUAAGAAGAAGACUGCUGACAACUCCAGAUUAGUCAAGCUUGUCGAAAGGGCCAUGAACGAAGAUCCACGUAUCAAGAUGUUCAAGGAAGAAGAAAAGAAGGAAAAAGAAAGAAAGAAAUGGGAAAGAGAAGCUGGUGCCAGAGCUGAAGCUGAAGCUAAAGCUAAGGCUGAAGCUGAAGCCAAGGCUAAGGCCGAAACUGAAGCUGCUGCUGCUGCAUCUGCUAAGGCUGACAAGAAGAAGUCCAAGGAAGCUGCCAAGGCUGCUAAGAAGAAGAACAAGAGAGCCGUCCGUAACGCUGGUAAGGACAACGAUUACUUCGGUGAUGCUGACCAAGCUGCCACAAUUGAUGAACAAUUAGGUUUAAUUGUCGACUCCUUUGAUGACGAACAAUUAGUCGAUGUUGCUGCCAAGAUCAAGGCCAAUGCUUCUGAAUCCAAGGCCAUUUUACAAGAGUCUGCCAAGGCCAUGAUCGAUUCCGGUAAGUUACCAGCCAGUUUAUUGUCCUACUUUGCUUAG